GGGCGGGAGCAGAGGAGGCGGAGGAGGAGGGCCAGAGAGGCAGUUGGAAGAUGGCGGACGAGGCGGCGCUCGCCCUCCAGCCCGGCGGCUCCCCUGCGCCCGCUGCGGCCGACAGAGAGACCGCGUCGCCGUCCGCCGGGGAGCCGCUCCGCAAGAGGCCGCGGAGAGACGGUCCCGGCCUCGGGCAGAGCCCGGGAGAGCCCGGUAGGGCGGUUCUCGAGCGUGAGGUGCCGGUGGCGGCCGGGGGCUGCCCGGCGGCGGCGGUGGCGCUGUGGCGGGAGGCGGAGGCGGCGGGCGGGGAACGAGAGGCUCUGGCGACGGCGGCGGCCGGAGAAGAAGACAAUGGGCCGGGCCUGCAAGGCCUAUCCCGGGAGGCGCCGCCGGCCGACGACUUCGACGACGACGACGACGACGGCGAAGAGGAGGAAGAGGCGGCGGCGGCAGCGAUUGGGUACCGAGAUAACCUUCUGUUUGGUGAUGAAAUUAUCACUAAUGGUUUUCAUUCCUGUGAAAGUGAUGAGGAUGAUAGAGCCUCACAUGCAAGCUCUAGUGACUGGACUCCAAGGCCACGGAUAGGUCCAUAUACUUUUGUUCAGCAACAUCUCAUGAUUGGCACAGAUCCUCGAACAAUUCUUAGAGACUUACUACCAGAAACAAUUCCUCCACCUGAUUUGGAUGAUAUGACAUUGUGGCAGCUUGUUAUUAAUAUUCUUUCAGAACCACCAAAAAGGAAAAAAAGAAAAGAUAUUAAUACAAUUGAAGAUGCUGUGAAAUUACUGCAAGAGUGCAAAAAAAUAAUAGUUCUAACUGGAGCUGGGGUAUCUGUUUCAUGUGGAAUACCUGACUUCAGGUCAAGAGAUGGUAUUUAUGCUCGCCUUGCAGUAGACUUCCCAGAUCUUCCAGAUCCUCAAGCAAUGUUUGAUAUUGAAUAUUUCAGAAAAGAUCCAAGACCAUUCUUCAAGUUUGCAAAGGAAAUAUAUCCUGGACAAUUCCAACCAUCUCUUUGUCACAAAUUCAUAGCCUUGUCAGAUAAGGAAGGAAAACUACUUCGCAACUAUACUCAGAAUAUAGAUACGUUGGAACAGGUUGCGGGAAUCCAAAGGAUAAUUCAGUGUCAUGGUUCCUUUGCAACAGCAUCUUGCCUGAUUUGUAAAUACAAAGUUGACUGUGAAGCUGUACGAGGAGAUAUUUUUAAUCAGGUAGUUCCUCGAUGUCCUAGGUGCCCAGCUGAUGAACCACUUGCUAUCAUGAAACCAGAGAUUGUCUUUUUUGGUGAAAAUUUACCGGAACAGUUUCAUAGAGCCAUGAAGUAUGAUAAAGAUGAAGUUGAUCUUCUCAUUGUUAUUGGGUCUUCCCUGAAAGUAAGACCAGUCGCGCUGAUUCCAAGUUCCAUACCCCAUGAAGUGCCUCAGAUAUUAAUUAAUAGGGAACCUUUGCCUCAUCUGCAUUUUGAUGUGGAACUGCUUGGAGACUGUGAUGUCAUAAUUAAUGAAUUGUGUCAUAGGUUAGGUGGUGAAUAUGCCAAACUUUGCUGUAACCCUGUAAAGCUUUCAGAAAUUACUGAAAAACCUCCACGAACACAAAGAGAAUUGUCUCAUUUGUCACAGUUGCCACCCACACCUCUUCAAAUUUCAGAAGACUCAAGUUCACCAGAAAGAAUCUCACCACCAGAUUCUAAAGUGAUUGUCACACUUUCAGACCAAGCAACUAAGAGUAAUGUUGAUGAUUUAGAUGUGUCUGAAUCAGAAAGUUGUAUGGAAGAAAAAUCACAGGAAGUACAGACUUCUACUACAAAUGCUGAAAGUAUCACCGAACAGUUGGAAAAUCCAGAUUUGAAGAAUGUCAGUUCCAAUACUGGAGAGAACAAUGAAAGAACUUCGGUUGCUGAAACUGUGAGAAAGUUGUGGCCCAGUAGAGUUGCCAAGGAGCAGAUUAGUAAGCGGCUUGAUGGUAAUCAAUACCUGUUUUUACCACCAAAUCGUUACAUUUUUCAUGGCGCUGAGGUAUAUUCAGACUCUGAAGAUGACGUCUUAUCCUCUAGUUCUUGUGGCAGUAAUAGUGAUAGUGGAACAUGCCAGAGUCCAAGUUUAGAAGAACCUAUGGAGGAUGAAAGUGAGAUUGAAGAAUUCUACAAUGGCUUGGAAGAUGAUGCAGAUGUUCUAGAAAGAGCUGGAGGAACUGGACUUGGGGCUGAUGGAGGUGAUCAAGAAGCAGUUAAUGAAGCUAUAUCCAUGAAACAGGAAGUAAUAGACAUGAAGUAUCCAUCAAACAAAUCAUAAUGUAAUAAUUGUCUAGGUACAGAAAUCGUUCCACCAGCAUUAGGAACUUUAGCAUGUCAAGAAGAAUGUUUACUUGUGAACUCAAUAGAGCAAGGAAACCAGAAGGUGUAAUAUUUAUAGACUGGUAAAAUAGAUUGUUCUCAUGGAUAAUUUUUAACUUCAUUAUUUCUGUACUUGUAAACUCAACACUAAAUUUUUUUUUUUUAAAGAAAGGUACUAAGUAUCUUUAAUCAGCUGAUGGUUAAGACUCACUUUCUUUAAAGGUUCAUUUGUAUGAUACAUCUAUAUGUAUAUAUUAUUUCUUGUUUUUGCCUAGUGAGUUUCAACAUUUUGAAGUUUUCAAAAAGCCAUUGGAAUGUUAAAUUAAUGUAAAGGGAACAGCUUAUCUAGACCAAAGAAUGGUAUUUUCACACUUUUCUUUGUAACAUUGAAUGAUUCGAAGUCCUCAAAAUCUUUGUUCUGCUAAACUUUUGAUUCUUUAGCACAAUUACCUAUUUUUAAACACUGGCAUUUUCCAAAACUUGUGGCAGCUAACUUUUUAAAAAUCUCAAAUGACAUGCAAUGUGAAUAGAAGGAAGUCAGCAAUAUGUGGGAGAGCACUCAGUUGUCUACUUUCUAAGUAAGACUUGGUGCUAAGAGUUCCAAGAAUAUUUAUUGUUCAAAUGAAGAUGGCUUUUGUACUUCCUGCAGACAUGUAGUAAUUAAUGUUUAUAUUGGCUCAUAAAACUAACCUGAAAAACAAAUAAAUGCUUUGGAAAUGUU
Molecule: messenger RNA, 3041 nt
Organism: Cynocephalus volans (Philippine flying lemur)
Lineage: Eukaryota; Metazoa; Chordata; Mammalia; Dermoptera; Cynocephalidae
Gene: SIRT1
Product: sirtuin 1
Exons: 9
Coding region: 51-2279 (742 amino acids)
Biological process (GO): negative regulation of DNA-templated transcription
Cellular component (GO): rDNA heterochromatin; nuclear inner membrane; nucleus
Molecular function (GO): p53 binding; transcription corepressor activity; NAD+ binding
Source: RefSeq, a predicted model, not a curated record